This is a messenger RNA of Pneumocystis murina B123, 621 nucleotides long. RefSeq lists its product as hypothetical. Bases 1 to 621 code for a protein of 206 amino acids. The record is from RefSeq and is a predicted model, not a curated record. Lineage: Eukaryota; Fungi; Ascomycota; Pneumocystomycetes; Pneumocystales; Pneumocystaceae. Gene Ontology annotation, biological process: inner mitochondrial membrane organization; cardiolipin acyl-chain remodeling. Gene Ontology annotation, molecular function: 1-acylglycerophosphocholine O-acyltransferase activity. The transcript is spliced from 2 exons. Gene Ontology annotation, cellular component: mitochondrial membrane.
AUGUUUGAAAAACUCGAUGAUCCUCUUCUCUGGGCAACAUUUCCUUUUCGAACAUGGUUUAAUACACGUAUUCGAUGGUCUCUUGCAGCAUCCGAUAUUUGUUUUACUAAUCGAUCGGCAUCUCUCUUUUUUUCUCUUGGACAGACUCUUCCUAUUGUUCGUUAUGGUGCAGGACCAUUUCAGCCAAGUAUAGAUGAUGCUAUUCGACUGAUUUCUGACCCAAUUUGUGCCUGGGUUCAUAUUUUUCCUGAAGGAAAAGUUUAUCAACAGCCAGAAUGUGCUCUAGGAAUAUUUAAAUGGGGAGUUGCGCGGCUUUUUCUUGAAGCAGCACAACGGAGUACAAGAUUACCAGCAGUUGUUCCGGUAUUUUUUCAUGGAACGCAAUAUCUGAUGCCUGAAACCCGUGGAUUUCCACGCUGGAUUCCACGUCUUGGCCAAGGUAUUGAAGCAAGGUUUGGUGCACCAAUUCAAGAUAAAUUGAAACCAUUUGUCGAAACAUGGAAAAAAUUGGGGUCAGAUCAAACAAAAUCAACAAUAUUUCAUGAUAAUAUUCGUAGUCUACUUACGGCAGAAUUAAGGAAGCAUGUAAACCGCUUAAGACAAGAAGCAGGUUUCAAGUAA